UUCCUCCUCCACUUACAGAAGAGUGUGUUGAACAUGAGGUGGUUUCUCUUACUAUAAAACUUAGUCAAGAUGUCUACCACGGCCGAGUAUGACUGUGUGGUGAUCGGGUCCGGCGUUCAGGGCUCGUUCGCGGCUUACGAGCUGGCCAAGAAGAACCAGAAGACUCUAGUACUGGAGCAGUUUAUCCUGCCCCACACACGAGGGAGCUCCCAUGGCCAAACCCGCAUCAUACGCAGUGCUUACGAGCAGGACUUCUACACCCACAUGAUGGAGGAGUGCUACGAGUUGUGGGCUCAGCUGGAGAAGAAGUCAGGCGUCAAACUGUUCAGACAAACAGGACUCCUGGUGAUGGGGCCUGAGAACAGCCAGACUUACCAGAUGAUGAAGAGCACCCUGCAGAAGAACAAGGUUCCUAUAGUAACCCUGACCUGUGACAACUUCAGCCAGCACAUCCCCAAUGUCACUCUGACUGAGGGAGAUGGAGCUUUGGUGGACAUUACUGCUGGAGUUCUCUAUGCAGACCGUGUACUCAAGACUGUGCAGGAGGAGUUUAAGAAGUUGGGUGGAAUCAUAAGAGACAACGAGAAGGUGACAGACAUCGAGCCUGGUCCUGUUGUGAAAGUGUCAAGCACUGCUGGGGUUUAUCGAGCCAAGAGUGUAGUCAUCACCGCUGGACCAUGGGCUAACAGCCUGCUGGCCCACACCGGCUUACAGCUGCCACUUGAGGUGAUGAAGAUCAACGUGUGCUACUGGAAAGAGAAGGUUCCUGGAUCAUAUGACGUGAAUCGGCGCUUCCCCAGCUUCAUUACGACUGAGAGCGAGGAGACAGACGAGCACAUUUAUGGCCUCCCCUCCAAUGAGUACCCGGGCCUGAUGAAGAUAUGCCACCACAUAGGCAGUAUGACAGACCCCGACCAGAGAGACAAGCAGACAGACAGGUCUGAUAUUGACAUCCUUCAGCGCUACAUCGCCCGCUGUUUCCCCGGCCUGCACCCUGAACCUGCGGUGGUGGAGAGCUGCAUGUAUACACUGACUCCUGACCGUCACUUUGUGCUGGACUGCCACCCCACUUACAACAACAUUGUGAUUGGAGCAGGAUUCUCAGGUCACGGCUUCAAGUUUGGACCAAUCAUCGGCAAGCUUCUGAGUGAACUCAGCCUGGGACAAGUGCCCUCCCAUGACCUUUCACCUUUCCGCAUCAAACGCUUCCAGGAAAAGAUGAAAUCCGCUUUGUAGAUUUGAGCCGGUGCUCGAGUAUAAAGCGUAUCAUCAAGCUGUCUUCAAAUUCUUGUAGCAUGAUCUGAGGAUGUAAGGUCUUUUAAUUAGGUUGUUGAACACAACUGCACAGUGGCUAUAACAAAUAGCUGUUUUCAGACACGACUCUUUGUCGUUGCUCUGCACACUGACAGGUGACUGUCUACAGCAGGGGUGUCAAACUCAUUUUUGUUUAGGGGCCACAUACAGCACAAUUUGAUCUCAAGGGGGCCGGACCAGUAAAAAUAGUAAAAUAAUAGCAAUAAUAACCUAUGAACAACAAGAACCCCUUUGUUUUUUCUCCUUUGUUUUACAUUUACUGAAGGAUAAUUUUACAAAACAUGAAAUUUCUUGAGAACUAUAAGUGCAAUUUCAACAAUAUCAUGCCUAAAUUUACUAUUUACACAGCACACUGGAUCUAUAAAGGCACAAACAUUUGGUCAUGGGUGUCUGGAGCAUUUGACAUUACGUUUAGAUUAGUGUGAAAUUUGAACACAUUCAUCCUGUGGGCCGAUUGGACCCUCUGGCGGGCCGGUUCUGGCCCCCGGGCCGUAUGUUUGACACCCCUGGUCUACAGCGUCCAGAUGAACUCAUGUAUGAGUUAGAACGCUGUGACAUUUUCCUUCUGCGUUAUCAGGAAAUUUGACCAGGACAAAUUUAUGCACGUCUGAAAGCAGCUAUAGAAGCAACACAUAUUAAAUCACUGCCAACUGUUCGAUGUCCAGGCCUCAUGUGCUGUUUAAUGAUGACUAAUAAAUCAUAUUCUGACUGCA
Solea senegalensis (Senegalese sole) is the source of this 2027-nucleotide messenger RNA. RefSeq names its product pipecolic acid oxidase (gene pipox). The transcript is spliced from 8 exons. Gene Ontology annotation, molecular function: flavin adenine dinucleotide binding; L-pipecolate oxidase activity; sarcosine oxidase activity. The record is from RefSeq and is a predicted model, not a curated record. The coding region runs from base 70 to 1236 and encodes 388 amino acids. Gene Ontology annotation, cellular component: peroxisome. Lineage: Eukaryota; Metazoa; Chordata; Actinopteri; Pleuronectiformes; Soleidae.